Aspergillus japonicus CBS 114.51 is the source of this 823-nucleotide messenger RNA. RefSeq lists its product as uncharacterized. NCBI's taxonomy places the organism in Eukaryota, Fungi, Ascomycota, Eurotiomycetes, Eurotiales, Aspergillaceae. The coding region runs from base 97 to 618 and encodes 173 amino acids. The transcript has a single exon. The record is from RefSeq and is a predicted model, not a curated record.
GCCGUUGCCCUCGUGUAUCACUCCUGGAGCGUCUUCCUCGGGCAGGCCUCCGACAAAAAGUACCUGGACGCCGCCUCGUACUGCCGCGUCGUCCCCAUGCACGUCCAGCAGUGGAUCAACCCGGACACCGGCGAGAUCUUCGCUCUCCCCCCGCGCCCCGUCGAGGGCCCCAGCCGACUCCUUCGGAGCGCGGUCUUCACCUGGGAGCCCAGCGCCGCCUGGGCGGCCAUCCGCGAGGUGCUGGUGGCGGCGCGCGAGAAGCACACGAUCACCAACUUCGUGGGCUUCGCGGGUGGAACGAUGUUCGGGGACAGUCCCUCGGCGACGCAGCAUGCGCUCGUCUGGACGGUCAUCCGACUCUUCCGCAAGGACGGGAAGGGCGAGUCGGACGAGCCGUUGGCCUGCUCGCUGCAGGACCCGAUUUACGACGCGCAGGAUACGCGCGUGUUGAACUUGCUGAAGAUGAACGUCGUCGAGGAUCCGCAGGGUUUCCUGGACGUGGAGGAUUCCUCGAUCGUGUUCACCUGCAACUCGGAUGUGCCGGUCAAGGAGAUCGUGCUCAAUAUCGCGCGUCCGGCUAUCAUGAUCAUUGACGAUAUUACCCGCAUUAACUCGUGAGUUUUGUUUCUGGUUGCUGGUUGCUGGUGCGAGAGGAGUGCGGUGCUCACGAGACUAGGAUCUACGAUCCCGUCACUAAUCGUGUGCUCAAGGCGAUUGGGGACUCGUAUGAGAUGUUCGACUUUCCGGAUCAUGAGGCGUUCGGGCGGAUGGCUAUCUACGUGAGAAAGUAGAUGCGCAUCCGAGAUGAUGACAUGCAUGACCG